Molecule: messenger RNA, 1554 nt
Organism: Baudoinia panamericana UAMH 10762
Lineage: Eukaryota; Fungi; Ascomycota; Dothideomycetes; Mycosphaerellales; Teratosphaeriaceae
Exons: 3
Coding region: 1-1107 (368 amino acids)
Cellular component (GO): intracellular anatomical structure
Molecular function (GO): oxidoreductase activity, acting on NAD(P)H, oxygen as acceptor
Source: RefSeq, a predicted model, not a curated record
AUGAAGAACAAUCUACUCCGGCAAGUCUCGAGAGCUUCGGCCACUGCCAUCCGAUCGCCCACCUGCUCAACCACACCUAUCGCGACUCGAGCUUUCAGCAACGUCCAGUCGCUGAAGCGAGACUCGUCUCAGGACGACUCUGACAAGCACGAUGAGCUCAGCACUGCUGGCAAGCCUGGCGCCUUUCAACAUGAGGGUCAGUUCUCGCGUACGGACAACACUAUCAGGGUUGAGUACCCCGAAGAGGCCAAUCUCCCAAGCUCGAAGCCUGUGCAGGGACGAGGUGGCUUUCACUUUAAGAGAACGCUAGCGAGCUUCAGCUUGGAAAACAGGGUGGGUGUAGUCACUGGUGGUGCUCGAGGUCUAGGCUUGGUGAUGAGCCAAGCAUUGGUGGUGAGCGGUGCAGACGUUGCCAUCGUGGAUCUGAAUAAGGACGAAGCCGCAAGGCAAGCCGAUGUGCUCAUGGAGAACUUUCGCUCCGAGAACCCUGGCGCGGACCAAGUUCCUAAGGUAACGGCUCACUACGCCGAUGUCUCAUCGCCAGACUCGGUCAAUAAGGCGCUAGAGGAAAUUAUCAGUGAUCAUGGCAAGAUCGACAACCUCGUCACUUCCGCCGGUUUCACGGAGAACUUCGACGCGAUCUCAUACCCGCACGACCGCAUGCAGAAGCUGUGGGGUGUCAACGUCAACGGCACAUAUCUGUUCGCUAUCGGCGUUGCGAAGCACCUAAUGGAGCGAAAGGCACCGGGCAGUCUCGUGUUCAUUGGCAGUAUGAGCGGUGCCAUUGUCAACGUGCCACAGCCGCAAGCUCCAUACAACGCAGCAAAGGCCGCCGUAAGGCAUUUGGCGGCUUCGCUUGCCGUCGAGUGGGCACACGCUGGCAUCCGCGUGAACUGUAUCAGCCCAGGCUACAUGCUUACUGCGCUUACCAAGAAGAUCCUCGACGAUAACCCAGAGCUUGCGAACAAGUGGACAAGCCUUAUUCCGCAAGGUAAAAUGGGUCGGCCGGAAGAUCUCAUGGGUGCCGUCACGUUCUUGUGCAGUGACGCAUCCGGCUACGUGACCGGAGCGGACAUCAGAGUGGAUGGCGGAUACACCGUGACCUAAUUGUUCCGUGUGAGAGAUACGCGGGACAUGACAGGGUUGCUGGAGCCGGCUGAGCUUCGGAUGGCUCAAACGGGAAGGAUAGACUGUGAUCAGAGCAGGCGCAACGGCGACACUGGGCGUUGCUGCCAUUACUGCGCUUUCCACGCGCGAGACCAAAUCGGCCUCAAAGUAGACUUGCGGCUGCUGGCAUAUAUCACACUCGUAACAUGAGCUCCAUUCUUCCUGUGAGCCUGGGACACUCCGAAGAGAUGCACCCGUUGCAGGUGAAUAUUUGCUACAUGUAAGCGUGUCUUGUCUCUCAUGCUGGUGCCAGACUUUCAUGGUGUGGCUGAGGGCUCAGGUGGAGAUCGGCGACGCCACGCUAGCCGGAAUGUCAUCAAGGCAGCAGCUUUCCGCACCUCAAUCUAGGCCGCCGAUUAACCAAAAUAGAGAUGCCUCGGGGCCAAU